AUGGGCCUCCCUGGUGGCGCCGCGGGGCACGAGGAGAAGAACAGGCUGGACAAGCGCAAGGCCAUCCAGCAGUUCUUCAUCGAGACCCCGAAAAAGAACCAGGUCAUGACGUUCAGUGCCACCAACACGGCGGGGACGCGGGGAUUUUGCAAGCAGCACAUGCAGGACUUACACGAGAUCCGCGUGAACGAGGAGUCCAAAAUCACGCUGUACGGGCUGCUGCAGUUCAACGUGAAGCUCUCCGAAAAGGAGAAAAACAGGAAGCCGAACAAACUCCUCGGCGCCCUGAAGUUCAACAAGGUGGCCGUCUUCGUAAAGUCCGUGCAACGCGCCAUCGCGUUCGACGAACUGCUGGUGAAGUGCAACUUCCCGUCGCUCGCCAUGGAAUUCAUGAACUCAUACACCUGA
Prorocentrum cordatum is the source of this 408-nucleotide messenger RNA. The record is from the annotation of a GenBank genome assembly. NCBI's taxonomy places the organism in Eukaryota, Dinophyceae, Prorocentrales, Prorocentraceae.